Molecule: messenger RNA, 2076 nt
Organism: Propithecus coquereli (Coquerel's sifaka)
Lineage: Eukaryota; Metazoa; Chordata; Mammalia; Primates; Indriidae
Gene: MFAP1
Product: microfibrillar-associated protein 1
Exons: 9
Coding region: 219-1538 (439 amino acids)
Biological process (GO): mRNA splicing, via spliceosome
Cellular component (GO): U2-type spliceosomal complex
Molecular function (GO): RNA binding
Source: RefSeq, a predicted model, not a curated record
GACUUCCUAGUCGUAGCCGCCCAAACGUCCUCCACUAUCCCACAAUCCUCUUGUCACGUAUUUCCGGUUUAUCUAGCUCAGCCGUACGUAGUUCCUGUCAGACACGCAGUAGUGUUCUGUGGAGCUGGGUGGGAGAGAGUUUUUCUGUUCGUUGACGUUGUUGGUGUUCAGUGUUUGGAACCAGUCAAGUUUCGGGAAUCACAGCCACUGCUGUCAACAUGUCGGUCCCAAGCGCACUCAUGAAGCAACCGCCCAUUCAGUCUACGGCUGGGGCCGUCCCGGUUCGCAAUGAGAAAGGUGAGAUUUCGAUGGAGAAAGUGAAGGUAAAACGUUAUGUGUCCGGAAAGAGGCCAGACUAUGCCCCUAUGGAGUCCUCAGAUGAGGAGGAUGAAGAAUUUCAGUUCAUUAAGAAAGCUAAAGAACAAGAAGCAGAGCCUGAGGAACAGGAGGAGGAUUCAUCUAGUGACCCUCGGCUGCGGCGAUUACAGAACCGUAUUAGUGAAGAUGUGGAAGAGAGAUUGGCUCGACAUCGGAAAAUAGUAGAACCUGAAGUGGUAGGAGAAAGUGACUCAGAAGUAGAAGGAGAUGCUUGGCGCAUGGAACGAGAAGAUAGCAGUGAAGAAGAGGAGGAAGAAAUUGAUGAUGAGGAAAUAGAGCGGCGCCGUGGCAUGAUGCGUCAGCGAGCACAGGAGAGGAAAAAUGAAGAGAUGGAAGUCAUGGAAGUGGAAGAUGAAGGACGUUCUGGGGAAGAGUCAGAAUCAGAAUCUGAAUAUGAAGAGUACACAGACAGUGAAGAUGAGAUGGAGCCUCGCCUUAAGCCAGUCUUCAUUCGAAAGAAGGACCGAGUGACAGUUCAAGAACGUGAGGCUGAAGCAUUGAAACAGAAGGAGCUGGAGCAGGAGGCAAAACGCAUGGCUGAGGAGAGGCGCAAGUACACACUCAAGAUUGUAGAAGAGGAAACCAAGAAGGAGCUGGAGGAGAAUAAGCGAUCCCUAGCAGCACUGGAUGCACUAAAUACUGAUGAUGAAAAUGAUGAGGAGGAAUACGAGGCAUGGAAGGUUCGGGAGCUAAAAAGAAUCAAGAGGGACAGAGAAGACAGAGAAGCGCUUGAAAAGGAGAAAGCAGAAAUUGAACGCAUGAGAAACCUGACUGAGGAAGAGAGGCGAGCUGAGCUUCGAGCAAAUGGCAAAGUCAUUACCAACAAAGCUGUUAAGGGCAAAUAUAAGUUCUUACAGAAGUAUUAUCACCGGGGUGCCUUCUUCAUGGAUGAGGAUGAAGAAGUAUACAAGAGAGACUUCAGUGCCCCUACCCUGGAGGAUCACUUCAACAAAACUAUUCUUCCUAAAGUCAUGCAGGUCAAGAACUUUGGACGCUCUGGUCGUACCAAAUACACUCACCUUGUGGAUCAAGACACCACCUCCUUCGACUCAGCAUGGGGCCAAGAGAGUGCCCAGAACACAAAGUUCUUUAAACAGAAGGCUGCUGGGGUACGAGAUGUAUUUGAGCGACCAUCUGCCAAGAAGCGGAAAACUACCUAGGGUCCAACUACUUACUCUUCUAACUGUGGAACAUAAGGGGAAGUCUCCGCAUCUGGUCCUUGAUUUGCUUUUACCAUUAUUUAAGGCCCCUGUAUCUAGCCUGUUGGACCUACUGCCAUACUUAUGUUACUGGGUAGCCCAGUCUUUGAAGGUGCUUUGUGAGGUUUGGACUCAUGUUGAGAAGCCCACAGAAAAGCACUAUCCAGGUAGGAUUAGAGGCUUCCCACUUAAAACUAUUUCUGAGAAAUCUUAGAUUUUGUCAUUGGUAUGGCUUCCCAUAUUUACUUGGGACUGUUUUGAAUUUUUUUCUAGCUGCUUAGCUUAGAAACGUGGGCAUGUGAGUGGACUUCUACUUUAGGGUUAGAAGUAAUAUACCAGGAAAUCUAAGCUCAAUGAAACCUAUUUAGCAUUUUUGGUUGAAGUCAAUUUUUCUAGGUGAACAAACUUUUUGAUCCAUUUAUGUGUGCGUGAUAAGAAAUAAAAGAAUCACACACCAAAAGAAUUGUUAGCAUGAUACUGGGAAUAAAAUGUCCAGGCU